Cajanus cajan (pigeon pea) is the source of this 1765-nucleotide messenger RNA. RefSeq names its product Late embryogenesis abundant (LEA) hydroxyproline-rich glycoprotein family. NCBI's taxonomy places the organism in Eukaryota, Viridiplantae, Streptophyta, Magnoliopsida, Fabales, Fabaceae. The record is from RefSeq and is a predicted model, not a curated record. Gene Ontology annotation, cellular component: plasma membrane. Gene Ontology annotation, biological process: defense response to other organism.
AAAAAAAAAAAAAAAACUGUUCGUUUAAGAUUUUUUCAAGACCUAAUAGUAUUUUCCCAUCUACCAUAAUGUCUUUUUGUAAAGUGUGAAAAGUAGCCUUAAUGGGCAAGUAAGGUUUCCUUGAUUGCCAAGCAAGUCCGAAGAAUGUCAAUACGUCUAUCUCCUUAUUUUGUGGCAAGAAUUACCGUUACCUGCCAUGCAUUUUACUGUCGAAAUGAUGUUGCUUGGUACUUAACGCAUUGGUGUACAUCAUCGCGCAAGAGUAAUGUGGCAAAAUCAGUAAUGUCCAACAGUUCUAGUAAGACUAGUCAUACAAUUAAGUAAUAGAACUAUAAACACGUGAGGUGUGUACAUGUAGCAUUGUUCUUACAGCUUAAUGCUGACGCGUCAGUCACACCUACAGGCUACAUCUUUUUACAGGUGUCCCGGCCACAAUGAAAGAAAAUGUAAAAAAGAAACUCUUGUUUCUGACGCAACGCAAUACAACAAAGUGUCAAUAUUUAGAUGAACUACCACUUAUCUAUUUCUGUAAUUUGCAUGCCGUUUGUAGGUGAGGAAGGUAACCACACUACAGUACCUUUUAAUAGACCAAUCAAUUCAUCUUCCAAUUAUAUUAUCAUAUUUUGAAGUCAAAUAAGGAAAGUGUGUAUAUAGCAUCGACAGCACAAGCAUUAUAAGCCAAAGUUCCUCUCACCCAAUGUCCCCGUAACCAAAUAGUGUUUGUCAUCACAAAAUUUGAGAGAGAAGAGCACUCAGCAAAUUGAUUUGUAUUCAUGGCAGAUCAUCAGAGACAAAGGAUCCACCCUAUGGUGGGGGAAGCACCACCACCCCCAACAACCCCAUUGGUACCUCCAGGCUCUUCAAGAUCAGAAAAGGGUCUCCCUUUACACCAUCCUCCACCACUACGUGCCAUGCCAGCAGCAUACCCUACACCAAAAAAAGGAAGCUGCUUCUGCAAGUGCAUAUGUUGGACAAUAAGCUUACUUAUUCUCCUCCUCAUUAUCUUGGCUGCAAGUGUUGGAAUCCUCUACCUAGUCUUCAAACCAAAGCUUCCCGAUUACUCAGUUGACACCCUGAGGAUAAGUGAUCUGAGUCUUAACUUUGACAUGAGUCUGUACGCAAAGUUUGAUGUGAAGAUCACUGCAAACAACCCAAACAAGAAGAUUGGCAUCUACUAUGAAAAGGGUGGAAGGUUGAGUGUGUGGUACACAAGCACAAGGCUUUGUGAAGGGUCACUGCCACAGUUCUACCAAGGUCAUCAGAACAAAACUGUCCUCAAUGUGUCCUUGACUGGUCAAGUGCAAUCUGGAAGCACCUUGAUGACAGCACUGCAGCAGCAACAGCAGACAGGACGCGUUCCGUUGGAUCUGAAGGUGCAUGCACCAGUUGCCAUCAAACUUGGGAGGUUGAAGCUGAGGAAGGUGAGAGUCUUGGGAGAGUGCAUGUUGGUGGUGGAUAGCUUAUCAUCCAAUAAUCUCGUAAGCAUCAAGGCUAGCAACUGCAAAUUCAGAAUGAAACUUUGAUUUCCAUGAUGGGAGAGUUUGUCUUAGUUCAUGUCAUUUGUUUUUAUUCCUUGGUUUUUUGGACUGAAGACUUUAUUCUUUUAUGAAUAUCUUUUUUGGAUUCCCAUUUUUCUCUAAUUUCUUUUUAUCACAAUGUAUCAUCUAUCACUUCUAUACUUCUUUCUUAUUAUUUCUGUCUCUAGAUAUCAAUUAGCAUAUGGUGAUAUUUUGCAGCAGUUCCAUACAAUUUUUGUUAUCUUUUA